AUGGAUUCUAAAACAAGGUUAUAUCACUGUGACGUUUGUUCAUCAGAUUGUACCCAUAGAACAAGGAUAAAAUGUGCCAUAUGCAAUGACUAUGACUUAUGUGUACCUUGCUUUGCUGCUGGAUCAACAACUGGAGACCAUAAGCCAUGGCAUGAUUACCAGGUAAUUGAACAAAGCACGUAUCCAAUUUUUGACAAAGACUGGGGUGCUGAUGAAGAGAUGUUGCUUAUCAAAGGGUGCGAAACAUUUGGUUUAGGUAACUGGCAAGAUAUUGCUGACCACAUCGGCAACAGAUCCAAAGAAGAAGUGACACAACAUUACACUGACAUUUAUUUGAAUUCGAGAGAAUAUCCACUACCUGAGAUGAAUAAAGACUUCUCUGAUGUUACACCCCAAGAAUUUUUAGAAAGAAGAAAGAAAAGGCUCGAGGAGAGGAGGAAUAUGCCAUUGCCACCUCCGAAAACUAAACCAGCAUCCUCCGUACCUCUAUGUCAUGAAAUUCAAGGUUAUAUGCCAGGAAGAUUGGAAUUUGAUCAUGAAGCAGAAAAUGAGGCAGAAACUUCAGUGAAGGAUUUGAUUUUCGAUCCUGAUGACCAAGCAGGUGAUAUUGAGUUGAAAUUGACAGUUUUGGAUAUAUAUAACUCGAGGUUGACAUCGAGAGCGGAAAGGAAAAGAAUUUUAUUACUCAAUAAUUUAUUGAAUUAUAGAAAGAACAUCAGUUUAGACAAGAGAAAAUCCAAAGAGGAAAAGGAGCUACAAAGGAAAAUCAAUGCCUUCAUUAGGAUUUUGACUCCCAGUGACUUUGAGUCUUUUAGCAAAGAUAUUCUCACAGAGUUGAAAUGUAGAAUGAGGAUUCAACAGCUCCAAAGUUGGAGAAGAAACGGAAUAACCACUUUAGAAGAUGGAAAUAAGUUUGAGAAAGAUAUUCUUAUAAGGGCUGCUCAUUAUCAAAGAAUGGGUAACGGAAGCACAAACGGUCGGCACUCCAAUUUCGGUUCUGGAGCUAAUACACCAAUCCCACCUGUGGCACGCGGUAAGUCUUUUGCGACUUCUCCUCAACCAGAAUUUAAGCCCAAGUCGGCAAGUUCAAGAGUUCCGUUGGACAUAUCGCACGCUGCAGACUUUGAGUUACUUUCAAACGAAGAAAAACAAUUGUGUGCUACUUUGAGGAUCUUGCCAAAGCCAUACCUAGCUAUCAAAAAUCAGCUCAUGAAAGAAGCGGUCAAAAACAAUGGUAUCUUGAAGAAAAAAGAUGCUAGACAAGCAUUAAAAAUUGAUGUUAAUAAAGCUUCAAAGAUUUACGAGUUUUUUGUUCAAAUGGGUUGGUGUUCUCAGGCAUAA
Priceomyces carsonii is the source of this 1341-nucleotide messenger RNA. It is a transcript of the gene ADA2, whose product is annotated as chromatin-binding transcription regulator. The record is from RefSeq and is a predicted model, not a curated record. The transcript has a single exon. The coding region runs from base 1 to 1341 and encodes 446 amino acids. Gene Ontology annotation, cellular component: SAGA-type complex; nucleus. NCBI's taxonomy places the organism in Eukaryota, Fungi, Ascomycota, Pichiomycetes, Serinales, Debaryomycetaceae. Gene Ontology annotation, biological process: regulation of transcription by RNA polymerase II; chromatin remodeling. Gene Ontology annotation, molecular function: transcription coactivator activity; zinc ion binding; protein binding.